Messenger RNA from Penicillium odoratum, 1047 nucleotides. RefSeq names its product isopenicillin N synthase family dioxygenase. Gene Ontology annotation, molecular function: dioxygenase activity. The record is from RefSeq and is a predicted model, not a curated record. Lineage: Eukaryota; Fungi; Ascomycota; Eurotiomycetes; Eurotiales; Aspergillaceae. The transcript is spliced from 2 exons. The coding region runs from base 1 to 1047 and encodes 348 amino acids.
AUGGCCACCGAGAUCCACCCGGCUUCCACCGCCGUCGAGCAAGAUGACUUGAUGAUACCUCUCAUCGAUUUCGGCCCUUUCUUUUCGGGAACUCCCUCCGAUAAACAUGCCGUUGCUCUCUCCAUUACCAACGCCUUCAAAACCUCCGGCUUUAUAUACCUCAAGGCUCAUGGAAUUCCACCAUCCGUGGUGUCCCGAGUCUUUGCCUCAUCAUCACGCUUCUUCAGUCGACCCCAGAGUCAAAAGGACAGUCUGGGCUGGACGACCCCACAGUCGAACCGUGGUUACAUCAAGGCCGGCCGGGAGAAGCUCGCCCCCCUCGAGGAAACAGAGGGAAUCAGUACACUACGCGGCUCCACACCAGAUCUGAAGGAAACAUUGGAGAUCGGUCGGGAAGGUGUUGAAAAUUCACCAAAUCGCUGGCCGGAUCAUCUCGACGAUGAAGGAAAGGAGUUUAAAGAAAUAAUGCUGUCCUUUUUCGAGACCUGCAAGAACCUGCACCAACAAAUAAUGCGAGCUAUUGCUCUUGGCAUGAAUUUGCCCGAACACUUCUUUGACGAAUUUGUCAGUGAAGGCGACAAUAAUCUACGUCUGCUGCACUACCCACCUGUCCGAAAAGAGGUAUUCAAAGACAAUCCGAAUCAAGUUCGCGCUGGGGAGCAUAGUGAUUAUGGCUCGGUCACUUUGUUGUUCCAAGAUCGACAUGGGGGCUUGCAGGUGCGCAGUCCCAAGGGCACUUUUGUGGACGUCACUCCUAUCGCAGAUGCUAUUGUCGUCAAUGCGGGAGAUUUACUGGCUCGGUGGUCCAAUGAUACUAUCACCAGUACUCGUCAUCGGGUAAUCCAGCCACCCAUACCAGCGGGCGAGAGUGACGACUCAGACUCAUAUCCCUCCCGGUAUAGUAUCGCGUACUUUUGCAAUCCUAAUAAUAAUAAGCUGAUCGAGGCACUCCCGGGGACGUACGGUGAAAAUGUGCAUAGAGACAAGAAAUAUGCUGAUAUCACUGCGGGUGAUUAUCUAGUCUCGAGACUGACGGCCACUAUCUGA